Molecule: messenger RNA, 1521 nt
Organism: Felis catus (domestic cat)
Lineage: Eukaryota; Metazoa; Chordata; Mammalia; Carnivora; Felidae
Gene: HES1
Product: hes family bHLH transcription factor 1
Exons: 4
Coding region: 305-1147 (280 amino acids)
Biological process (GO): regulation of transcription by RNA polymerase II; Notch signaling pathway; regulation of neurogenesis
Cellular component (GO): nucleus
Molecular function (GO): E-box binding; N-box binding; DNA-binding transcription factor activity, RNA polymerase II-specific
Source: RefSeq, a predicted model, not a curated record
UUUCACACGAGCCGUUCGCGUGCAGUCCCAGAUAUAUAUAGAGGCCGCCAGGGCCUGGGGAUCACACAGGAUCCGGAGCUGGUGCAGAUAACAGUGGAAUCCCCCGUCUACCUCUCUCCUUGGUCCUGGAAUAGCGCUACCGGUCACCAAGUAGCCAUAAGAUAUUAUAAUAAACCCUCAGCACUUGCUCAGUAGUUUUGUGAAAGUCUCCAGUGAAAGGGACAUAAACAAAACAAUUUUUUGUGUGAAGGACUCCAAAAAUAAAAUUCUCUAGGGAUUAAAAAAAAAAAAAAAGCAACAGAAAAUGCCAGCAGAUAUAAUGGAGAAAAAUUCCUCGUCCCCGGUGGCUGCUACCCCAGCCAGUGUCAACACGACACCGGAUAAACCAAAGACAGCAUCUGAGCACAGAAAGUCAUCCAAGCCUAUCAUGGAGAAAAGACGACGAGCAAGAAUAAAUGAAAGUCUGAGCCAGCUGAAAACACUGAUUUUGGAUGCUCUUAAGAAAGAUAGCUCGCGACAUUCCAAGCUGGAGAAGGCGGACAUUCUGGAAAUGACAGUGAAGCACCUCCGGAACCUGCAGCGGGCGCAGAUGACGGCCGCGCUAAGCACAGACCCGAGCGUGCUGGGGAAGUACCGCGCCGGCUUCAGCGAGUGCAUGAACGAGGUGACCCGCUUCCUGUCCACGUGCGAGGGCGUUAACACUGAGGUGCGCACCCGGUUGCUCGGCCACCUGGCCAACUGCAUGACCCAGAUCAACGCCAUGACCUACCCCGGGCAGCCGCACCCCGCCUUGCAGGCGCCGCCGCCGCCCCCGCCGGGACCCGGCGGCCCGCAGCACGCGCCGUUCGCGCCGCCACCGCCGCUCGUGCCCAUCCCCGGGGGCGCGGCGCCCCCUCCCGGCGGCGCGCCCUGCAAGCUGGGCAGCCCGGCCGGAGAGGCGGCUAAGGUGUUCGGCGGCUUCCAGGUGGUGCCGGCUCCGGACGGCCAGUUUGCCUUCCUCAUCCCCAACGGGGCCUUCGCUCACAGCGGCCCCGUCAUCCCAGUCUACACCAGCAGCAGUGGGACCUCCGUGGGCCCGAACGCAGUGUCGCCUUCCAGCGGCCCCUCGCUCACGGCAGACUCCAUGUGGAGGCCGUGGCGGAACUGAGGGGCUCAGGUCACCCCUCCACCUAAACUCCCAACCCACCUCUCUUCCCUCGGGAUACACAACAGGAACUUGGACACUGGGAGAGAAGAGGACUUUUGUGAUUAAGUGGUUACUUUGGUUUUUUUUAAUUUCUAAAAAGUUACUUUUUUGUAGAGAGCUGUAUUAAGUGACUGACCAUGCACUAUAUUUGUAUAUAUUUUAUAUGUUCAUAUUGGAUUGCGCCUUUGUAUUAUAAAAGUUCAGAUGACAUUUCGUUUUUUACACGAGAUUUCUUUUUUAUGUGAUGCCAAAGAUGUUUGAAAAUGCUCUUAAAAUAUCUUCCUUUUGGGAAGUUUAUUUGAGAAAAUAUAAUAAAAGAAAAAAGCGUGAAGGCU